This is a messenger RNA of Alternaria infectoria, 1236 nucleotides long. RefSeq lists its product as uncharacterized. Lineage: Eukaryota; Fungi; Ascomycota; Dothideomycetes; Pleosporales; Pleosporaceae. The coding region runs from base 1 to 1236 and encodes 411 amino acids. The record is from RefSeq and is a predicted model, not a curated record. The transcript is spliced from 4 exons.
AUGACUGUGCCCAAAGUCAAGUCUCGCGCCCAGCUCCGUAGCCAGAAGAAGUCGCGUAGAACCAGCAAGAAGCACCACGUCGAGAAGCCGAAAGCAAAACAAACAAACAGCGAUGCGCAGAGCCCUACAAAAGCACCAAAAGUGUACACGUCUUCUGCUGAAUCCAACGACCCGAUCUAUGACGACAAUAGCAACCCCGUUGAUGAUAACGGAUCGUCCUUCGCCAGGCGCCAUGUUCUAACUACUGACGAUCAAGAGUCUGCCGGCGCCUUCAAAAGCGGUCUCCGAACCGUACUAAUACGUGACAGAGCCCCUGUUACCACGGACGGUUCAGAAGCAGUCCGUAGCGCUACGGAUGAGCAAGAUCACGAGACGAGCGGUACCUGCGAGAGCGAUAAUCGAAAUGAAUCAGGCGAUGAUGGUAUCUCUGCUAUCCCGUGCGGUUCUGGCGCGCCAACGGAAUUUGAAGAUGAGGAUGACGACCCGCCUGCCUCUCUUCUAAACCUGGCGCCUAUUUGGUAUCCUCAGCCAGACUGGUCUUGGCCGGAAACCCGGCCAGCGGCAACGGAAACUACAUUAGGUGACUCUCCUGUCGCUGAACUUGCUACAGCGGGCCCUUCUCAAUUAUUGUACUCCAGUGGUAGCCAUCACUACAUCAACUUUGGCUCAGGUAUCAUCGUCUCGCCCAUGCACAACGAUGUCAACAAUGUACCACCGCCCGUCUCGAUCAUAUCCUGGAUUAGAGAGGAUCGCGACUCUGACGCAGCGCUUCCAUUGCCUUCCCAACCCCACCUUGAAUUGAGAUAUCUCAUCCCUGCGACCUUUGACAAGCGGAUGAGACUGAACUAUCAUUCCAACAUUCAUCCCGCGCCCCAACAUGACUCUGUCGGCAAGGUCGCGACCCAUGAAGACGCAUCCCCCACGAACAACGUACAGCGCGGCUUCGUCGUAGCAAAUCGGCCUGCUUCAGCCCCAUCUCCACCACGCCGCGACAUUGAUCAUUACAGCAGUCUGCUAGCUCGUGACGACACCAACUGGGCGGAGUGGAACAAGUUGAAUAUUACUGCAGACGCCAUGCCUUUCACACGGUCGCAGUCGGACACCCAGUUCCUGCAUCCUCAGACCGGAGCGAAGAUGGCACGGGCAAACGGUCACCUGACCAAGAGCCAGACUGGUCAUGCUUUCCUAGAAGAUGCCGGCCACCGGUAUCCGUUUGGCCAGGGACCGGGCUGGUAG